AUGGAAUCGAUGAAUACAGAUCCUCCAGAUAUGUGCAGUGCCGGACCAAUUGGUGACGAUAGUAUAUUAGUUUUAAAUAAGGUCAUAGUUUUCCACUGGCAAGGAUUCGUCGCCGGACCAAUUUCUUACGAGUCUUCACUGCCAAGGAAAUCCUUAAUAUGUUUGCUAAUCACUCGGGUAUCACUUAAGAGGUUAAUUCAACGAUUUUUUGAACGACUGUUUGUUCGCAAAAAUAAUUCCAACACUAUAAUCGAGUCUUUAGCUGUUGAUUGCCAUUCUAUUUUAAUUUCUGAAGUUUUUUGGGAGGGCAUCAUUCGACGUUCUCUGUCCGCUUCCUUUGGCCAAUACAAAGUGAUUGACCACAAAUACGACGCAGUUGUUGUCGGCGCUGGCGGCUCUGGGCUUCGUGCAGCCUUUGGUUUAGCCAGCAAAGGGUACAAAGUGGCAUGUGUUACCAAACUUUUUCCGACACGUUCUCAUACGGUUGCUGCCCAGGGAGGCAUCAACGCGGCUUUGAGUAACAUGGAAGAGGAUGAUUGGAGAUGGCAUUUUUACGACACUGUAAAAGGCUCUGACUGGCUGGGUGACCAGGACGCGAUUUCAUACAUGACCAGAGAGGCCCCAAAAGUGGUCAUAGAAUUAGAAAACUACGGAAUGCCCUUCAGCCGACUCGAAAACGGGAAAAUCUACCAGCGAGCCUUUGGAGGCCAAAGUUUAAAAUUCGGAAAAGGAGGACAGGCUCAUCGAUGCUGUGCCGUGGCCGAUAGAACAGGACAUUCUAUGCUCCAUACCCUUUACGGCAGAGUUCAAUUUGUUUGUUAUAAUUUAUCUUUAUAUUACAAUACUGAAUAUUUUGUUGAAUAUUUUGCGCUUGACUUGCUCAUGGACGGGCGGACAUGUCGAGGAGUGAUUGCUAUGAAUCUCGAAGAUGGCACAUUCCAUAGAUUCAACUCCCUUAACACAGUACUUGCCACUGGGUUCUGUCUCUGUAAUUGA
Molecule: messenger RNA, 996 nt
Organism: Octopus sinensis (East Asian common octopus)
Lineage: Eukaryota; Metazoa; Mollusca; Cephalopoda; Octopoda; Octopodidae
Product: succinate dehydrogenase [ubiquinone] flavoprotein subunit, mitochondrial-like
Biological process (GO): mitochondrial electron transport, succinate to ubiquinone
Molecular function (GO): succinate dehydrogenase (quinone) activity; flavin adenine dinucleotide binding; electron transfer activity
Source: RefSeq, a predicted model, not a curated record